AUGCAUGCGAAUGUCUCCCCGGCAUGUUCUCAAACGACAGUGACAUCCAGGAGAGAUGUGGAUGCGAGCACACGGGACGCCUACACACAUCUCAUGCACCACGCAGUACUGGACAUUCCUCUGGCCGCAGUGAACCCAGUGGAUCUCGCCUUCGAGUCCACGCCUCUGCUCAUAAUCAACGGCUCCCUUCUUCCCACUGCUGCUCCUGCUGCAUCUGGUGGCGGUGCUGCUGCUGCUGGUUAUGGCGUCUCCUCCACCACUCCAUCCCACACAUCCCCUGCCCCGGCCACCCCGCCUCCUUCUACUCCUGCUGCAACCGCCGCUGCUCCAGCAUCCCCAUCCACUCCCCUCACGCCCUCCACGCCUCCUUCGGAAUCAGCAGGGGCGGGCGGAGGGGAAGGGGAGAGGAGCAGCAGCAGUGCGCGGAAAGCAGCAGCAGGAACGCCGUAUUCGCCGUCGGUGGUGGCGUCUGGUGGUCGGUCCGGGGGAGGAGGAGGGGGACGGAGAGGGAGUGGGGGGUCGCUCAUGGAUGCUGCAGCGGAUGCGGUGAUGCGGCUACAGCACAUGUUGCCUGCGUUCCUCGCGUCCUCCCCUCCUCCCCCUCCCCCCACUCGUCCACUCAUCGCAUGGCACCGCUUCUCACCACGCCUUCUCGCAUCGGGCCCUCUCGACCGCCUUCUUCUCUUCGACCUCCAUGCUUCUGCUCUGCACUCAGGUCCCUCGCUCUCCCCCCCACCGCCCUCCAUCCUUCUGCACGAGCUGCAGCGCCACGUGUCGUGUGUUGACUGGCGGCCCAAGGCAGGCGCCACUCUGGCUGUGGCGUGCAGGCGUUCCUCCUCUUUCAUUUCGUAUCUUCCCCCUCCUCUUAUCCCUUCCUUCCCCUCCUCCGUUCCCCCACUCCUUGUUCCCCCACUCCUUGUUCCCCGUCCUCCGUUCCCCCACUCCUUCUACGUGCCCCCCUCCUGCUCCUCCAUCACUCGUCUGCAACCUCCCCCUCUCUAUGUCCCCCACCUCCCCCGGGCCCCCCACCACACCCCCGCCUCCCCCGCCACACAACCCCCGCCCUCCACAUGCCACCACCACUGCGUGCUGCUCUCAGGGCGGGCAUCUGCCUGUGGAACCUGGCAGGGCCUCUCCUGGUGGAGGGGCCAUCUGGGGGAGACACAGCUCUAUCCGGCAUCACAGGGGCCAGCAUGGGAGCAGUGGGGGGAGGGGGGGGGGGAUGGGGAGUAG
Closterium sp. Naga37s-1 is the source of this 1233-nucleotide messenger RNA. The record is from the annotation of a GenBank genome assembly. Lineage: Eukaryota; Viridiplantae; Streptophyta; Zygnematophyceae; Desmidiales; Closteriaceae.